AUGCGCUUCCAAGACUGGGACAUCCUGCUCUUUCCCGCGGGCGAGGGCGCAGCACACAGCAUCCCGCUGCAGGAAUUCCGCACCGCCUGCUACUCCGAGCAGCACGAUCCCAACUCGCCCUUCCUCACGCCGCUGCUGACCACCUUCGUCCCGUCGCUGGAGCCUGGUGCUGCUUUCCAGAUUAGCCUGCACUCGUGGACCAAGACGGCGAACGUGUUGGCGAAGAAUGAUAAGGGGUCCAAGCCCAGGGAGGUGUGGCAGGUGAGGGUUGUGGUGGAUGGACAGACGGUUGCCAAUGAGCAUCUUCCCAUGGCGGGCUCGUGGCCGCAGGUGAUCUCCAAGUCUCCAUCGCCGGUUCAGGGCGAGGAGGGUGAGGCGCUCAAGUUCCCACCCUUCCACCGCGCGCUUACGACACAGAGCCACUGGGAUCCGUCCGAUCCAGUCGGCAGAAUCAGAGUCGAGCUCUGCGCAGGCUACAUUGACUCGAAGAAGGUCCGCUUCCAGAGGUUGCAUGCUCCCGUCAACUUUGCCUUUCAGCCUGCUCCCAUCGACGUUCUGGAGGGCAGUGGCAUCGCCUGGCCGAACCUGCGCAUGUACAUGAAUCCGCUGUAUGCCCACACCUACUACAGAACUGUGACUCCGACUCCGGUUCCCACGCCUAGACGCCUUGCUAGCAACAACAUCCUGGGCAGUCCAAUGCCGUUCGCAGACCUGGACAGUCACGUCAUGCUCGACGCGUCCAAUCCAUUCGUGCAGUAUGCGAACGGCAUGCAAGACACGGGCACCCGCUCCACCUCUGCCUACUCGAACAUCACCGAUUCUGCUGCACCAUUGUUCCACAAUGCUCCGAGUGUUCCGACCUACCCUGCGGCCCAUGGAGAGACGACACCAAGGAACCGCCAAGUUCAGUUCCGCCUACCCAGCGACCAGCUCCAGAUGAUCCUCCAAGCCAUGAGCCCGGCAUCCUCAGAUCGUCCUACGCCAGCCCCUGCCUCCAACAACAUGCCGCCACCUCCCCUCCCUACGCUCACCACAGUGCACAAGGGCACGGAGUUUCCUUCGCCACAGUACCCGUCGCUUGGCUCCCCGUUCCGCUCGGGCACGAACUACACCAGCGACUGUCGGGCUGAGUCACGCUACUCGGACGUGAGCAUGCACGCCGGCUGCAACGACUUCCCCUCCUGCACAUCAGAGGACGCCGAAGGCCGUCUCGUCCACAGCAAUCACCCCAUCACUCCGGCCAAAGUGGUCAAGGGGAAGAAGGAGGGCUCGUCGCCGGGGAAGCGUAAGUACACGAAGUCGUUUGUCGUUGCGAAAGCAGAUGACGAUUAUGCUGAGUACCCGCCUCGUCGCAGCCCGCGACUUCUUCAGCACGAUUCUGGAUGCGACGGCGGAGAGGUUGACAGCAGCGGCGAGCAGCACAAGGACCACGUCAACGCCGGCGAAGCUGACGAGCAUGUCGUUGUCGAGUCCGGGUGA
Messenger RNA from Neohortaea acidophila, 1479 nucleotides. RefSeq lists its product as uncharacterized. The coding region runs from base 1 to 1479 and encodes 492 amino acids. The transcript is spliced from 3 exons. Lineage: Eukaryota; Fungi; Ascomycota; Dothideomycetes; Mycosphaerellales; Teratosphaeriaceae. The record is from RefSeq and is a predicted model, not a curated record.